AUGUUACCACCUCAGAAUGCCGCCACUCGCCCCAAAUCCUUGGUCGAGUCGGUGACUCCGGACCAAGCCCCGAGGACGGCACCUACAGCACGUCCUCCCAAGCGGGACGGUGGUACCAAUGCAGAGUCUAUCACUCCGUCCUUGACUGACACUCAAGGAUCGGGGAGCCAAUCCGAUGCAUCUACCCCGUCGGUCUUCCCCAUCUUCCGCCACCCUCAACAGUCUCCUCCCUCCGUCCCGGUUAAGGUUGAGGAAUUUCUAAGUUCUCUUUCCCCUGGUGAUUUUUUUGGCGAUGAUCACAGAUGUCAUCUACAGUCGUCGACUCGCCUUGUCUUUCAGAACGUCAAUGGCAUUCCAGCCUUAGCGACCGGAUGGAAACAACAACAGAUUAACCAGUGGUUGAAAGAAGAACAAGUGGGGAUUGCGUUGUUGGCGGAGACCAACACACACUGGCCUUCCCUUCUGGAAGGUCAACACUGGAACGAUAGCAUGCGACAAGUAGCAUCUAAGGGAUAUUAUUCGGUCGCGGCGCACAAUGAGAACCGAGCUCGUCUCAUGGCCUCGUGCUCGCAGUACGGUGGAUGUGUGGCAACUAUCUUGAACUCAGUUGCCCACUGUGCAAAAUCUUUUGGUCGGGACCCCACUAAAUUGGGCAGGUGGGCAUAUGUACGCGUCCAAGGCAAGAAGUUUGCAAUGCCAACACCAGACGAUCAAGUUCGCGAAGCUUCCGAUGCUUCAAGGAGUCGGUUCUCUAGGGAUUUGGCUGUGGUGUCUGCGUACCGACCUAACCCUCCGGGGACUGGGGAGUCUACAGUGUGGGCACAACACCAGAGUUUCUUUCGCUCCCAAGGUAGACUGCGUGAACCAAGGGAGGCCUUUAUGGUGGACCUACUUCGAGCCAUCACCCAGUGGCGCGAUGAAGGAUGUGAUGAGGACAUCAGCUCCACUAAGUCCUCUUCUUUUUGA
Cylindrotheca closterium is the source of this 966-nucleotide messenger RNA. Lineage: Eukaryota; Bacillariophyta; Bacillariophyceae; Bacillariales; Bacillariaceae. The record is from the annotation of a GenBank genome assembly.